AUGUUAAUCAAAAGUGAAUUAUCUCAAUAUAAAAUUGAAUUGAUCGAUUGUUUUGGUGAACAUCAGUCGCAGCUAUUCUAUGGUCGUAUUCGUAUUUAUAAUCCAUGCUGGAAUAAUAAUAGUAAUAAGUGUUCGAGAUCACUAUUGGAUAUUAAAUUAGGACAGACAAUACCAUUGGAUAUAAGUGAUGGGAAUAAUCAGCCUGUUCUAUGCAUUCCUAUACAUUUCUUUCAACGUCUUAAUGAUAAACACAAUGAAAAGAAUAGAGAAACAACCGGUGGAUAUACUACUAAUAAUACUACUACUAAUAAUAAUGGAUGUAUACAAUUGAAAAAUGGUUUUCAUAAGUCUUCUUCAGACAAUGUGGAUUAUAAUAAGAUCAAUAAUGACAAUACUAAUAAUAAUUCAGGAUUAUCUAUACUAUCCUAUGACUCUUUGAAUGAAUUCACACAUCAAUCGUCUUCAUCAAAUGAAAUUGAUACAAUAAUGGAAUGGAAUAAUAAAAUAAUAAGUAAUAUUUGUCAAGCUAAUAGUGCUUUAGCUACAAUCCGAGUAUACUUUCCAGUGAAAUUAAUGAAUUCCGCGAAUGAGUUAAAAAUUAGCACAGAUCUUAAAAAAAGAUUUCACCUCCCUCCGCAUCAACAUGAAUUUGUCGCCUAUCCAGAAUUGUUAACCCUGUCAAUUGAUCAAUUAUGUGUGAGCAUACUGAAAGGAUUAUCAACAGCAAAUUCAUUGAUUCCGUACACCUUAUCAAUGCCAAAGGAAUUUUGUAAGUCAGAGAAAAGUCAGCUAAUGCAUAAUCAACUACACCCUGAUGAUAUGAUGGAGAAAACAGAAGAAAAUAAUCAUGAUGACAAGGGAGAGAGAAACAAUCAAUCCUACAGGAGAUAAACAUCUUAAAAUUAUUCUUCAACAUCUUCAACAAAAUUUGUGAAUAAAUUAUCAAUGGUUCAAUGAACAUGAUUAUUGAAUUUUUUUCAUAUUCAAAUUUCGCUCUGUAGAUUAAUUGUCAUUUCAACUAUUCGAUGAUAACUCGAUGAGUCAUGCGCAUAUCAUCUCUAAAUCUACAUGUUGUUUGUAAAUGCGUUUAUUUGGUGUAUGUAUGUAUAUGCCUUGUGAAUUUGGGAAUCGGCUACAAGUGUGUGCGUAUGUAUGUGUGUAUAUAUGUGUGUGUGGAUAUGCCUGUUGUCCUAGUUAUAAAAGCGUUUAAAGGAUAUACAUUAUUAUUUUAGCCUUAGGGGAAUUGGCUCAGUGUAAUGCAUAAAUUCACUGAAGUGUAUGACCGAAUUCACGUUUGUUUGUGUUUUUCUUGUAUCGAUUUCUUUCCAUUUCUCGGGAUAUAGUGAAAAGUAAUGGGGGGGGGGUUGUUUGGGUGGUUGGUUGUUUGUUUGUCCGAGAUUCAAAGGAGCGGGGAGGGGGGCGGGAGUGAGAAUAUUCUAGAAACUUUUGUUUGUAUUUUUAAUUCAGUUGCAGUGUUGAUGAAAAUUAG
Trichobilharzia szidati is the source of this 1489-nucleotide messenger RNA. The record is from the annotation of a GenBank genome assembly. Lineage: Eukaryota; Metazoa; Platyhelminthes; Trematoda; Strigeidida; Schistosomatidae.